Messenger RNA from Caenorhabditis sp. 36 PRJEB53466, 3574 nucleotides. The record is from the annotation of a GenBank genome assembly. NCBI's taxonomy places the organism in Eukaryota, Metazoa, Nematoda, Chromadorea, Rhabditida, Rhabditidae.
AUGCUGCGGAACCUGCUGCUGCUGGCUGCUCUGGCAGUCUCCUCGUGUCUUUGCAUAGUCCCCAAUCACUUCCAAUUCCGGCCCUACCUCAACAAGGCGUCCAAGCUGCGAGGGAAUGCGGAUGUCGCCAUCACGGCCGGAUUCCUCGAUCAGAACCUCGAUCAUUUCACCGGAAACGGAUCGGGAACGUUCACGCAGAGAUACUUUUACACGCAACAGUUCACUCUCCACCAGAGGACCGCCUUCCUCUACGUCUCCAAUGAGGGUGCCUUCGAGACUUCGGUCAUCACCGACGACACAAGUCCGAUUGUGAAGACGGCCAAGCAGUUCGGAGCCACUGUGUUCGCGUUGGAGCACAGAUAUUACGGACAGUCGAAGCCCAAUUAUGAGUGAGUAAAUGAGAGGUAUGAUCCUUCUUAUGACAUCUCUUUACAGUACAUUCAAUUCUACCAACCUUCGUUUCCUGACUUCAUACCAAGCAAUUAUGGACAUCAUUGCAUUCAUCAAGUAUGCGAAUGUAAAGUUCAACAUGGAUCCGGACGUUCGAUGGGUUCUUUGGGGAUACGGAUAUGGUGGAGUGAUUGCCGCGGAAGCCAGAAAAUGGGAUCCAGUUACUGUCUCGGGAGUCAUUGCCAGUUCGGCUCCGCUCACUCAUCAGUACGACUUCUGGAGUGAGUGACAAGACAAAAGAGAUUGAUAUAAAAUCGUUUUGCAUUUCAGAAUACAACAAUUAUGUGGACUUAGCCAUCAAACAGACUGGAGGUCUCGAGUGCUAUUGGAAGGUUCAACAGGGAUUCGCAGACAUUCGGGCGGCCAUGAGGACUCCAGAAGGACGGGCGAACGUCUCCGAUGUGUUCCAUCUGAAUCCCCGUUUGAAUGACACUGAUCUCAAUUACAACGACAUCCAAACAUUCUAUUUGGCCAUUAUUUCCCCGUUCCAACAGCUCGUUCAGUUCAACAAUGACGUGAGUCCGAUUCAGAAUAUUCCAGAAGACAUUCGACUGAUUCCAGUUCAAUUUGUCCAUCGGAGAUAUGUGCGGCACAAUCGACAAGAGCAACUGGACCAGCAUGGAAGUGGUCUAUCAGGCGUACGUCUACUUGAGUACCACAAUCACCGGAUCCGUCCAACCAAUGAUCACUUCUUAUCAGGAGGUUAUUGCCGAUCUCGCAGAUCCGAAAGCUACCAAUCCGUACAGUAAGUGACACGUGUCUUCUGUGAAAUGCUCAUCUUCUUCCAGUCGACCAACGCAUGUGGCAGUACCAAGCGUGCUCCGAAUUCGCCUGGUUCUACACGACGAACACCAACGAGAACGGACUGUUCGGAUCGGUCGUCCCCACGAGUCUUUUCCUCAAUCAGUGCUUCGAUUUGUUCCCCGACGCGAACCUCGAUGCCACCAUCAUCCGUGACCUCGUCAUCGACUACAACAACUUCUACGGAUCCGCCUCUAACUGGGCCGGCACCAACGCCGUCUUCACCAACGGAUGGUUCGAUCCGUGGAGCCGACUCGGCAAGGAAUCCACUGGUGACUUCUCCGUCGUCGCCUACCUCAUCCCUCUCGCCUCCUUCGCCAGCGACUUCUUCCCCGGAGACACCAACAACACUUUCAUCAACCAGGCACACUCUCUCUUCGCGGAGAACAUCAAUCGGUGGGUGAACGGACCGAGAAACCCGAAGACGUUUGUGAACACGACCGACCCGUGGAUCCGUCCGUACUGGGGCGAAUUCAUCGUUCGGGCUCAGGAGAUGCAGGUCAAACAAGAAAAUGCUGCCAGAUUUUCCAAGUUGGGAGAUGAUGUUCCGUCCAAGAAAACGUUCCCAGAGCCAAAGUUCAAGAAGGUGUUCCUUGGAAGACCACCACACGGAUUCCUCCCGGAUCCAGACUACGAUGAGACAGCCGCUUACCCAGCUGGAUUCGAAGAGGGAACCUUCCGACAGAGGGCCUCUCACUUCGACAACACAAACCCGAACUUCUUCCAACAGAAGUUCUUCAAAAAUGCUCAGUGGGCCAAGGCUGGAGGGCCGAACUUCCUCAUGAUUGGAGGAGAAGGACCGGAGAGCUCUCGAUGGGUGCUCAACGAGAACAUCACUUACUUGACAUGGGCUAAGAAGUACGGAGCAACUGUCUAUUUGCUCGAGCACAGAUUCUACGGAGACAGUUUGGUCGGGUGAGCUAUCAGAAAAAGAUCUCUCGAUUUCGAAUGAAUUUAUUUCAGAGACAACACUGCCUUUAACCAGUUGAACUCUCUAGAAAUGCUCUACGAUCUUGCCGAGUUCAUCAGAGCCGUCAACAUCCAAACCGGAACCUCCGCCCCGUGGAUUACUUUCGGAGGAUCUUACUCGGGAGCCAUGUCCGCCUGGAUGAGAGAAAUCUUCCCAGAACUUGUCGUCGGAGCAGUCGCUUCUUCCGGACCCGUCUUUGCCAAAACUGACUUCUACGAGUAUCUGAUGGUCGUUGAGAACUCGGUCCGCACCUACAGCUCCGACUGUGCCGACAGAAUCAAGACUGGAUUCGACAGUAUGCGUCAGCUGUUCCUCACGAAGGAAGGCCGUCAGAACCUGACCAACCUCUUCCAACUGGAUCCUCCGUUCGGCGACAAUGUCACUGACAUCGAUCAGCACUACUUCUUCUCCAACGUCUACGGAAACUUCCAAGGAGCCGUACAGUAUUCUGGGGACAACACCGGGCCGUAUGCUUACGGAUACGGAAUUCCGGACAUGUGCAGCAUCAUGACGAACGACUCGAACACUCCGCUUCAGAAUAUUGUCAAUUUCAAUGAGUUUAUGACAAUCUUCUACAACGGAGGUGGAAAUUACACGGGAAUGGACAACAACUAUCAGAAUAUGGUGGAUUAUCUGAUGAACGCGCAGAGCUACGGACCGGAUGCCGGGGCUGGCCUUCUGUGGACGUGGCAGACUUGCAGCGAGUUCGGAUACUUCCAAUCUGCCGACUCUGGAAACGGCAUCUUCGGGUCUCCCACUCCAGUCAAGUUAGUCUAAGGCUCUGAAUCUUAUUUCCAAUUAAAUAUUUCAGCAUGUACGUUCAACUGUGUCAAGAUCUCUUCGGAACCUACUACGACAGAACUACCAUUGACAGUGUCACCGAUUACACCAACUACAAGUACGGAGAGAGAUUCAACUACAGAGUACGUACAUACUUCUACUCCUUGUGGUAAUCCCUAACUUUCAAACUUUCAGGGUACAAAUGUGAUCCUCCCCAACGGAAACGUCGACCCGUGGCAUGCUCUCGGACUGUACAGCCCCACCGAUAGCUCGGUCGUCUCGUACCUAAUCAACGGAACUGCCCAUUGUGCCGACAUGUACCCGGCGAGAGACGCCGACGUUCCUGGACUCAAGAUCGUCCGUGACCUCAUCGACCAGAACAUCGCCACGUGGCUCAACCAGGCACCAUCCCCGACGACUGCGGCUCCGGACGGCUCCUCCACCACAAUCCAGUCCGCCACAAACCAAUCCACCACAAUCCAAUCCACCACAAUCCAAUCCACGACCCAAUCGGCCUCCUCCUCAACCGUUCUCAUCUCAAUCCUUGCUGUACUCGUUGCUAGAUUCUUGUAA